Molecule: messenger RNA, 452 nt
Organism: Aspergillus costaricaensis CBS 115574
Lineage: Eukaryota; Fungi; Ascomycota; Eurotiomycetes; Eurotiales; Aspergillaceae
Exons: 2
Coding region: 77-397 (106 amino acids)
Source: RefSeq, a predicted model, not a curated record
UAUCUCUCCAAUCCUCUACAAAGAAACACUUCUACUUUAGUUUUUAUAACUAAUCUUUACCACUACAACCGACACCAUGCGUUUCUCCGUCAUCUCUGUUUCCCUCCUCUCCCUCUUCGCCUCCUCGGCUCUGGCUAUCCCCUCCGCUUCUGGCGCCCUGAGCUGCAGCGAUGUCAGCUCUGAGGUCUCUGGCUACGAGCAGCGUCUCGCAAAGGCCACCGACACCAGCUCUCCCAAGUACCAGGCCGCUCAGAACCUGAUCAACUCUGCCAAGAACCUCGAGUCUGCCGACUGCGGCAGCUCCAGCAAGAGAUCCUACUACCCCCCCGAGAGCACCGGUCUCAUUGGAGAGAUCCUGAACGCUGUUGACUCGCUCCUCGAGACUCUCGGUCUGUAAACGACCAACCUAUCACCGAGAAGUGCGACUCUCGACGUCGCGCCUGGGAUCGUCC